This is a messenger RNA of Aspergillus sclerotioniger CBS 115572, 683 nucleotides long. RefSeq lists its product as uncharacterized. Lineage: Eukaryota; Fungi; Ascomycota; Eurotiomycetes; Eurotiales; Aspergillaceae. The coding region runs from base 131 to 568 and encodes 145 amino acids. The transcript is spliced from 2 exons. The record is from RefSeq and is a predicted model, not a curated record.
GGAAAAAAAAAAGAUCGUACGAUCAGUCUGGCCGUGGUGGCUUUCCUUUUUUUUUUUCUCUCUGAGCUCGUGAGCCAUUUAAAGCCUCUCGAUCUGCGGCAGGAGCAACAGAAGAGAGAAACUGACAGAAAUGAACAAGGCAACCACAGGAACCACUCCAGCAGGAACAACAAUAACAACACCACCACCACCACCUUUUUCGCCAGUCCAUCUGGUGCAGUGGCUACGACAUCAUUCCACUCUUCACGAUCCAGGUACUUGGUCGUUCUACAACGACCCUUCCCUGUCCCUACCACGUACUACUAACGUAUACCUACCUACUCUCUCUCUCUCUUUCCCUCUAGGGUUGCAAUGCGGCCAAUUUGCAGGCAGCAUCUCAUGCAGCGUCGCCAUGCAGGCAGGUAAGCCCCAGCCCCAGACACGGUCCAAACGUUUUCACCCCCGCCUUUUGCUGUUCCAGUUCGGAGAACCAGAUCAAGCGAUCGUGUUGAUCAUUGGCCGCCUCGGAACGUUCAUCGUCCUCCUCUGGUGUAUCGGGCAAAGUGCGCGGCUUGCUAAGGUUUUUUAAGAGCCAUCUCCUACCCUCUUGAUACUCUCCGGUGAGAUGCUGGGGUCUACCCCCAAGUCCGUCGGCCGUCGCCUCCCUCCCCCAACCUCUUUCCAAAGCCCGGGGGGCUUGCAAU